UCCUCUCUGCCAAGGAUGAUACUCAGGAUUUUAGACCCUGAGGAAUAUCUGAAACUUGGCUUUUCCAUCAGAGAUUAUGGGCUCUCAGCUGUCUGAUAGAAGAUUUAAAGGCAGGAGAUGUGGGGAUAUAAAGAACCCAGUGAGGCUUUAUUACAGUGAAGAGAAUGAAUAUCCUUCCAGUAUCAGGGUUCAUGAUUACCUGUUUUUAAAAGUGAAAACCAGCAGUGGCAACUUUUAAGUAUAGAAUGAAGUGCCUCACUAAUCUCUCAUUUUUAUUUUUUACCUGAAAUUUGUAAUCCAUCUAAGCCUUUGCAGGGCUAACCCUCUAGCAGCCCUGGGCCUCGUGAGUUGUCAGGAAGCUCGCUGACACUCCUGGGCCCUGUGGCUUCCGUAGGUCUUCAUCCUGCAGCUGGAAGGAGAGAAACGCUGGCGUCUCUAUCACCCCACUGUGCCCCUGGCCCGGGAGUACAGCGUGGAGUCCGAGGACAGGAUUGGGAGGCCAGAGCUCGAGUUCACACUGAAGCCAGGUGAUGUCCUGUACUUUCCCAGAGGGACCAUUCAUCAAGCGGACACUCCUCCAGGGCUGGCCCACUCUACUCACGUGACCAUCAGCACCUACCAGAACAAUUCGUGGGGAGAUUUCCUUUUGGACACUAUUUCGGGGCUUGUAUUUGACACUGCAAAGGAAGAUCUGGAGUUCCGGGCUGGCAUACCCCGGCAGCUGCUCCUGCAGGUGGAUGCCACGGCUGUUGCGACGAGAAGGUUAAGUGGCUUUCUGAGGACCCUUGCUGACCGGCUGGAGGGCACCAAAGAGCUGCUUUCAGCUGACAUGAAGAAGGAUUUUGUUAUGAACAGACUUCCCCCUUACUAUAUGGGAGACCGAGCCGAGCUUUCGACGCCAGGUGGACGGUUACCAAGUUUGGACAGCACAGUGAGACUGCAGUUUAAAGACCACACCAUCCUCACAGUAGGGCCGGAUCAGGAUCAAUCUGAUGAAACUCAGGAAAAGAUGGUUUACAUCUAUCAUUCCUUAAAGAAUAGGAGAGAGACACACAUGAUGGGAAAUGAGGAAACAGAGUCCCAUGGACUUCGCUUUCCUUUAUCACAUAUGGAUGCACUGAAGCAAAUUUGGGGUCACUCAGCUAUUCCUGUCAAGGACCUGAAACUGACUACAGAUGAGGAGAAGGAAAACCUGGUGUUAUCCCUCUGGACAGAAUGCCUAAUCCAGGUAGUCUAGGGCCUGUCCAGAAUCAAGGGUGUACCGUCUCAGACACGUGCGCAAAGAAGAGCAACGAUGUGCUGCUUCUGUCGACUGGUAAGGGCCCUACAACAGCCUUCCUUACCUUCAUGGAAGAAGGGGGUCUCAGAAAGUAACCAAACCGUACUUUGGAUAAACUCAUUUAAUCCAGUGUGGUAGAAAAGGCACAACUCCAAUAAAUGGAUCAUUGAAAUUUAAAGGU
Messenger RNA from Leptonychotes weddellii (Weddell seal), 1460 nucleotides. The record is from RefSeq and is a predicted model, not a curated record. NCBI's taxonomy places the organism in Eukaryota, Metazoa, Chordata, Mammalia, Carnivora, Phocidae.